AUGUCCGAUAUCUACUCAUACAGCGUCGAGCUUCCCAAAUCUUCUAUAGCCUUGUCUGACCUCAAAGACAAGACUUUGUUGUUCGUAAAUGUUGCAAGCAAAUGUGGUCUUACACCUCAAUACAAAGAUUUGCAAGCCCUCCACGAGAAAGAGGGACACAAGGGAUUGGUAAUCAUUGGAUUCCCAUGUAACCAGUUCAAAGCCCAAGAACCCGGAACAGAUGAUGAGGUACUUCAGUUCUGUCAACUCAAUUACGGUGUCACUUUCCCUAUCGCAAAGAAAGGUGAUGUCAAUGGUCCUGAAACUCAACCUAUCUGGAAAUUCUUGAAAGAGAACGCUCAACCUCCUGUUGAGACUAUUGAUUGGAACUUCUCUAAAUUCCUCGUGAAAGACGGAAAGAUCACUUGGUUCCCUGCCAGAAGUACAAAAGUUAGCGACGUCGAAGCUGCUCUUUAA
Kwoniella shivajii is the source of this 456-nucleotide messenger RNA. RefSeq lists its product as uncharacterized. Gene Ontology annotation, molecular function: glutathione peroxidase activity. The record is from RefSeq and is a predicted model, not a curated record. Bases 1 to 456 code for a protein of 151 amino acids. Gene Ontology annotation, biological process: cellular response to oxidative stress. Lineage: Eukaryota; Fungi; Basidiomycota; Tremellomycetes; Tremellales; Cryptococcaceae. The transcript has 7 exons.